AUGAAUUGCUUUGGAAAUUACUUCUCUAAGUUUCCUGAGGAUGUUUCCUUACUCAACAUAGACUCACCUCUGUUGCUUUCACUCACAUCAUCUGAAGAUGAACAUUUUGUUUCCAACAUAAGGAGCCAUGCACCAGCCCAAGCUGUGGUGAAGCAGCCUGUCCGGGGAGCCAGUGGCAGGACCACAAUCACAACAGUUGUCCAGACUGGUGGGGACUGGAGCACCGGCCUCUUCAGUGUCUUCAGAGAUAGGAAAAUUUGUUUCUGUGGUUUGUUUUGUCCACUGUGUCUUGAGUGUGACAUCGCCAGGCGCUAUGGAGAGUGUCUUUGUUGGCCAUUGUUACCUGGGUCCACCUUUGCACUGAGAAUUGGCACCAGAGAGAGACAUAAAAUACGGGGCACCCUGUGCGAGGACUGGCUGGCAGUGCACUGCUGUUGGCUGUUUUCCAUCUGUCAGGUGGCCCGGGAACUCAAAAUGAGGACCUCCCAACUCUACGAAAUCUAUGCAGCCCCUUCGACUAAGGACACCUUUAUUUGA
Molecule: messenger RNA, 537 nt
Organism: Equus quagga
Lineage: Eukaryota; Metazoa; Chordata; Mammalia; Perissodactyla; Equidae
Gene: PLAC8L1
Product: PLAC8 like 1
Exons: 4
Coding region: 1-537 (178 amino acids)
Source: RefSeq, a predicted model, not a curated record